Seminavis robusta is the source of this 453-nucleotide messenger RNA. The record is from the annotation of a GenBank genome assembly. Lineage: Eukaryota; Bacillariophyta; Bacillariophyceae; Naviculales; Naviculaceae.
AUGGGUGUACUUGAAUUGCGCAAGGCGAUGUUGCACGCUGUUCGAGGCCGAACCCCGAGUCUACGUGACGUUGUUGAUGGAAAAGUUAAAGGAGAAGUUGGCACCUUCUUGAAGAAGUCCAAUGAAGAAGGAGUCGAAGGUGUGUUUCACAACGGCUUCGGAGACCUUGCAAUAUUUUUUCAGAUGAAGCUUUAUCACAACGCAACUCCGAAGGAGAUCAAAGAUUGGCUCGAGAAGGCCCACACCCGUGCCCAAGCAUUAGGGUACAAAGAAGGGACCUACAUUGUGCAGCUUUUUGUGACAGGUACAAUCAAUGCCAAUGUCCCGAAGUACCAAAACAACUGGCCGCAGAACAGCAUGGUGUUUGCCGACAACGCGAUUCAGCAUCUCUUCAAGCCGUUUGGCGAAGGUUUGUUCGUGGAAAUGGCGAGAAGACGUCGGCGUGAGAAUUGA